Molecule: messenger RNA, 720 nt
Organism: Parastagonospora nodorum SN15
Lineage: Eukaryota; Fungi; Ascomycota; Dothideomycetes; Pleosporales; Phaeosphaeriaceae
Exons: 3
Coding region: 1-720 (239 amino acids)
Molecular function (GO): hydrolase activity
Source: RefSeq, a predicted model, not a curated record
AUGGCUUCACUACCCCUUGCCAAAUGCUGCAUAUCAGGCGUCCUACAUACCGGCACGCCAGUCGGCUCCAUCAAAACCAUUGGAAAAAAUUCCUCAACGCACCACGCCAUCCUCCUCCUCACAGACGUCUACGGCUACACGUUCCCCAACACGCGCCUAAUCGCCGACCAAUUCGCCGCCCGGGGCUACUUCACCAUCAUCCCGGACCUCUUUCAAGGUCGAGAAGUCUCCUUCCCCGCGCCCGAUGAUUUCAAUUUGCAGACGUAUAUCCACAAUGUAAUGCCGCGCGUUGAGACUGUCGAUCCGAUUAUUCGUAGCGUCAUAGAGGAUAUGAGGAAUGAAAUGGGCGUGCAAAAGCUGGGCGGCGUGGGGUAUUGUUUUGGGGGCAAGUAUGUUUGUCGGUGGUUGAAAGAAGGGGGGUUGGAUGCCGGGUUUGUUGCGCAUCCGAGUUUUGUUGAUGGGGAGGAGGUGAAAGGGGUAAAGGGGCCGAUGAGUAUUGCUGCUGCGGAAAGCGAUGACAUCUUCACGGUUGAGAAACGCCGUGAGACGGAGGAGAUACUGAGGGAGCUUUCGGUGCCGUGGGAAAUGUUCUUGUAUUCAGGGGUAGAGCACGGGUUUGCGGUGAAGGGACAUAUGUCGACGAAGAGGGCGCGCUUUGCUAAGGAGCAGGCGUUUGGGCAGGCUGUGGCGUGGUUUGAGGAGUAUCUGAAGGAGGAGUGA